CCCGGGUGGGUUCGGUCGGUUUGCGUUCUUCGGCUGGCUCACACUAUUGUUCCAUCGGUUCGGGGGUGCGAAUGGAGAAAGUGUCUUCGGUGGACGGUUGUAGUCCGCGAUGACCACCCUCCUGCCGACGUCUCAAUCCACCGGGGUUGAGACGUACGAGGACAUGUUCAAGGAGAUCACCCGGAAGCUGUACGGCGACGAGUCGGCCCACGGACUCUACCCGCACAACACACAGGUAGCCCAGCUGGCACCGGGUGCACCAACAGCACCACCCGAUGGUGGUGAGCGAUCCUUCACAACGCUCACCCAGAUUGGCUACGAAACGACAACCGUCGGUUCGUCGGGCCAGUCAUCAGCUUCUACCGCACAGCAGCAACAGCAGCAGCAACAACAACAGCAACAGCAGCAGCAAGAUCACAUAACGACCGCAUUUGGGUUAGCGGCACUGAUGCAGAAUGGAUUUCCACCACCGAGUGCCAUCCUGAAUCCGGUCAACUUUCCCAAUGCUAGCAAAACGCCCACAAAUAUUUCCAUCCCGUCGUCAGACGAUCGCUGGCAAUCCCACCAAGCACAUGAAGAGCCGUGGAACGGUGGCAAACACGCCUCCCCGGCCGGCACCACGUCCAACUAUGGCAAAUCGUACAAAAAACCAAAAACGGAACCACAGGAUGCAACAUCACCGACUGGACUGAACAUCCCUAGCACGAUCGAUCGGACAGUGGGCAAGGGUAGCAGCUAUGGUGGUAGUGCCACCUCACCCACUGGCACGAACGUCAUCAAGCGGUACAGCUGUACCAGCUGCCCGUACACGACGGACCGUCGGGAUCUGUUCACACGCCACGAAAACAUCCACAAGGAUGAGAAACCCUUCCAGUGUUACGCAUGUCUGAAGCCGUUCAAUCGGGCAGAUCACGUGAAAAAACAUUUUCUAAGGAUGCACCGUGAGCUGGAGUACGAUAUAGCGAAAACACGCCGCCAUCCACCGGGAGGUGGUGGAUCAUCGGGCUCGAAAAGUGCUUACUAUGGCGGUACUACUCAAGCAUCAAGUCAUGGCUCUUCAUCCAGCAGCAGUACGGCAACGGCCAUAACACUUGCCCAGAUGCAGCUAAAUAUCCCGUCCGGACAUUUCAGCACAGCGCCCACUUCGCUCGUUGUGCCUUCCCAUGCGCACGAGAGUAGUGCUGGUGGUAGUAGUAUUACGAAUCAUAAUGGUGGAAAUCAUUCGAACCAGUUGCUUCAAAUUCAAAACCACCAUCAUCAUCUCCAGCAUCAACAGGCUCAUAGUAACAGCCUGCAAGCGGCAGCCCACCUGGUGGCGCCCGUGUCCAUUAAGCAGGAGAAGAGUUCCGGUUCGGGAUCCUCGGCGUCGCUUAGCCUUAACACGUCCGCCAACUCGUCCGGUGCGUCGGCCGAUGAUAAGACGUACGUGAAGAAAAUUAAGGGCGAAAAGAAAUUCGCCUGCACGUACUGUCCUUGGGCAGGUGCCGACAAUUGGGGACUCAAGCGACAUCUCAACACACACACCAAACCGUACGUGUGUUUACUGUGUGACUAUAAGGCGGCUCGUUCGGAGCGUUUAGCAACGCACGUCCUAAAAGUGCACAACAAGAAAGCCUGCAGCAAGUGUAACUUCUUCGCCGAAGAUCAGGCCCAUCUGGACGCACAUCUACAGGAAGCUCAUUCACACGAAACGACAAAAACGAGUGGCAAAGGUGCCAGCUCCGGUAGUACGGGUAGUAGUAGCACUAGUAGCAAUUGUGGUACAACAACAGCAACCUCUGCCCUGCAUCAUUCCGUAGCAGCAGUAGCAGCAGCAACGGCGGACACCAAUGGCAACAAUGUGCUGCGCAAUUUGGGUAAUGCAUUUACGUCGAACAAUUUGCCCACCAACAUUCCGACCAGUGGGAAUGGCUUUGGUAACGGCACAUCGAAUGGCCAGUAUCAUUCCACUGACGUCCAUCACCCGGCCACCGGUAACGUACUGACAAACAGUAACGCUGCCAACCUGAUCGAAACGAUCAACCAGCACGUCCUGGCAACGGCCGGCCAGGCCAUGGGACAGAACGGUGGAACCGCUUCAUCGCAGCAUCAACAUCAACAUCAGUGGAUCGCAACACGGCCACAUCGGAAACGUGGCCCGGAACUACUUUAUAGCUACCUAGAGGCGGACGGAAGUGACUCCGGCGACUAUGCACGCAUUUUACACAUGCAAGCAGUCGGACGAAACAAGGCUUCAGUCACGCAGGAUUUUCGUAAUGCGGGAGGCGGAGACAAUGGCGGCGAUGCCGGCGACAGUAGCAAUGCGGCGACGCCCUACACGACGGCAACGCUCAGCAUGGCAGCGGCAGCGAUCGAAAGGCAGAUGAAGAAGAAACACUACAACCCGGGCACCGCCGACACUAGCAGUGACCUUGGUGGCAUGGUGGCGGGCAAACCCACCGCCGCCGUACCCGACAAUGUGAACCUUUCCCUUGCCUCACUCUUCAGUAGCGAUCAGCUGUCGUUUCUGCAGCUGCUGGCCACGGCUGCCGUGGCACACCAGCAGCUGCAGCUGCACUCGAGCCAGCAACAGCAGAAGAAACAGCAGCACCAGAAACCAUCCAAAGCAGUGGACCACCAUCCCGUCGGUGCAUCGAAUGGCGUCCUCCGCUACGGCAGCAGCAGCAGCCCGAUGGUUUCGUCGCCUCCCGCUACAUCUACUCAGCAACAAUCACGUACAGCAAGCACCACCAACACCACUGGAACUGGCAAUGGCAUAAUCAUUCCCAUCGAUCCAAACUAUCAGCAGACUCAGCCGCUCGCACUCGAUAUGGGCAGCUUCAAGAAGCGACGCACCAAUGGAGCAUCAUCGAGCGAUAAGGAAAACCAUGUGCACCGGAAACGGCAAAAUGGAGGAAGCAAUGGUCUUACCAUUACACCUUCACCGGGAACCUUCCCAAACGGCGUCACUGCUGUUAAUGGUGGAACAAUGGAAAAGCACAUCGCUGCCAACAAGAAUCCUGGCCACCAUCAGAAUCCUCAUCAUCACAACAAUAACAAUAGCAGCACUAGUAAUAAGAAUAUAAAUGAUAUUUUUGAUAAAAUGUACAAAAAGCCGCAAAACUCAUUUCACCACCACACGUCCAAGCAUCAGAGCAUUCCACAGCAUCAAUCGGCGCCAUCACCACCACCACCACCGGCCCAUUCCCUUACCACUAUCCUUCGGACUGCUCCACCAUCCGCGGUAGAAGAGGACAAUCGGCGGGACACGGCACAAGAUCAGGCAGAAAAGUUUUCACUCGCCGAGUUCCUUAAAAAUCACACCGAAGUAUCGAUCAGUACGGUGGGCGGUGGUAAGGGUGGAGAAGGGCCCGUUUGUUCACAGGACGCAGAUGCAGAAAGUCCUACCCAUGUAGAUGAUCUCAUAGAAAAGCAAGAAGGUGAUCGGAACUCUCACAAACGCUACAAACCGUGUCGGCUGGAGGACAAUGAAGAACAACCAUCGAAUGUUGCCGAAGAUCCUUUGGCAUACGUUUCGGUUGAAAUGCUCGAUACUAGCAUUGGAACGAACGGACCAGCGUACCAGAAAGAGGAGAAGGAGCAAGAAAAAGCGAUCGAUCUUAAGGUGGAGAAACUGAUCGCGACAGAACAAACAGGGAAAAUAGUUGCCGGUGGCCGACUGGCGGAUAUCCGGGAUAAGCACAUGAUCAAACUCAUCACUAACCGGCGCUGCUGUCGAAUCUGUCGCAGCAAGGGUCUGUUGGACCAUCUGGACAAUUCUCACUACCAUACCAAAAUUUCCCUUAUCCUGCAUACUCUGUGGCGCCAUCGCGGUGCUAGCGAGUCAACAAUGUCGCCGCAUAUGCAGUGUCGCGAGUGUAACACAUUCUUCAACCAACGCUACAAGCUGAUACUGCACCAGAAGCUUACCAACCACACCGGAUUGCUAAUGAAGAAGCGUUCAAAAAAUCAGUCCCCAAGAAUCCCGUUUAAAAAUGGCCUCACCCAGUCACUCAACGGAGUUAAAGCUCUGAACGGGGAACAUGGGACAACAAAUGGGGUGAAAAGUAAGCGAAAGCAACGGAAGCGAAAACCUCGCCAUCGUUGCUUUACCAUGAAGCGUAAAAAGUAAUUAGAAUA
This is a messenger RNA of Anopheles maculipalpis, 4119 nucleotides long. RefSeq names its product protein charlatan (gene chn). The record is from RefSeq and is a predicted model, not a curated record. Gene Ontology annotation, biological process: regulation of transcription by RNA polymerase II. The transcript is spliced from 7 exons. Bases 110 to 4111 code for a protein of 1333 amino acids. Gene Ontology annotation, cellular component: nucleus. NCBI's taxonomy places the organism in Eukaryota, Metazoa, Arthropoda, Insecta, Diptera, Culicidae. Gene Ontology annotation, molecular function: RNA polymerase II cis-regulatory region sequence-specific DNA binding; DNA-binding transcription activator activity, RNA polymerase II-specific.